AUGGUCGAUCCUACUCGUGGUAAUACUGCUAUUAACCUUAAGACAGAACAGGGUAAAUUUAAAAAGGAACGAACUGAAGCGACACAUCGCGAGAAGCUGAUUCAGUAUACCGAUGAUGACAAAACGGAAGACCCAUCUUUAAUCCAUCUUGGAUCCCGUGGCGUUGCUUUUACGGAAGAACUUGACGAUAGUAAUUCAGGUACACCUAAAUUUACACAUUGUUAUCAUUUUUUCAGUGGGUUAUUGAGAAUUUUUCAUCUCACCAUCACGAUAGGAUGUUCAUCACCUCGACCUGUUAAGGUUGCGAUCUUUGGUCUUCAAUCAAACUGA
Funneliformis caledonium is the source of this 330-nucleotide messenger RNA. The record is from the annotation of a GenBank genome assembly. Lineage: Eukaryota; Fungi; Glomeromycota; Glomeromycetes; Glomerales; Glomeraceae.